Umbelopsis ramanniana AG is the source of this 2895-nucleotide messenger RNA. RefSeq lists its product as uncharacterized. NCBI's taxonomy places the organism in Eukaryota, Fungi, Mucoromycota, Umbelopsidomycetes, Umbelopsidales, Umbelopsidaceae. Gene Ontology annotation, cellular component: cytoplasm; plasma membrane; cell division site. The record is from RefSeq and is a predicted model, not a curated record. Gene Ontology annotation, molecular function: protein binding. The transcript has 11 exons. Gene Ontology annotation, biological process: cytoskeleton organization. Bases 1 to 2895 code for a protein of 964 amino acids.
AUGGCCACAGAAGGCCUGCAUUACCCGUUUGCCGAUAACUUUUGGGGAAAUGAAGAAGCCAGCAUUCAGGUCAUUGUUGAACGCUCACGGCGAUCAAAACAAACGUCCGAGCAAAUAAAACGGCUGUUCGAAAAACGUGCUCAGCUCGAAGAAGAAUACGGUGACCGGUUGUUACAAAUAGCGCAGAGCCCACUUGGAGACCAUGAAGAAUAUGGUAGCACCUUUUCAGACACUCUCAACGAUAUCCCAGCGGCAACAGAAGCCGCAGCCAGAGCACAUCUCGAUCUAGCGCAACAAAUCAAACAUCAUCUCGAAUCGCCCCUGUCAACAUUCGUUAAAGACCAAAAGGAGGUCAGACAAGCCACUUUGAGCAAGAUUGAAGAAGCACGACAGCAGAAAGCAUUUCAUAUCUCCAACGCUACGAAGGCCAAAGAUGCUUAUGAAGCACAAUGCCAGCACCUAAUAGAAAUGCGACAGCGUUUGGAGGACAGGUCACAGCAGGUUGGACAGGAAGAUAUUGCCAAGCUGCAAGAACAAGUGGCGCAAACAGACCAAGACUAUAAAAAUUCCAUUCAGGCCUUGGCUGCUGCUUACGGUCUGUGGUAUGAUGAGUGGCGUGAAGUAUGUGAUAUAUUCCAAAGCUUAGAAGAACGAAGAUUGCAUUAUCUACGAAGUAGUCUUUGGGCGUACGCCAAUAUGAUGUCUAGCGUCCAUACAAUAGAUGACCAGUCAUGCGAACGUAUAAGGACAUCCUUAGAGUGCAUGGAAGUGUAUAAGGAUUUGGAUACAUUUGUGCAAAAGCGACGCACUGGCCAAACUCCUCCAGAACCGACAAAGUACGAAAACUUUUUCGAAAAACUAAAAUCAUCUUCUAAACGAUCCGACAUGUCAUCCUCGGUGAUAAAGCCAUUGCCACCAAUAGCUCCGCCCGGUAGUUUGUGGGGAAACAAGGUGGUAGACUCCGAAGUCAAGCUGAACGGCGAAGAGGCUGAACCAAAAUCGAUUAGAGAAAUUACAAUCCCAGUUGUAGACGAGGAACUGCGAUCGGUCGAUGUGCAGCUGAAGCGACUUCCUACUAUGCGCACCAUGACAGCUGAAUCUUUAUUGGCACAAACAGAAGCAGUAGUGCCCUCUUUACCCACAAAUGGCUUAUCAAAGGAGCCAAAGCACGACUUGCCUAGAAGACACUCCAAAGAAUUGGUAGAACUUGACGCGGUGGCUCAACUAUCGCCACCGGAUGAUUCUAAUGCCGAUCAUAAUGCAAAGGCACAAAGCGACGACGACAGUGAUAUUGUUGGUAGCGUGUCGGAUUUCAUCAUAUCGAGAUCAUCGGCACCCAGGGGAACGGCAAACGACCUUGAGUCCUCUAAUAUUGGCAGCCACAGAGACGACGAAGCAUCCUCUAUUAAUCAUAAUCCAACCGAAGCUGCCGAGUCAACUCAAGUGCCUGACAAACGCUCUGUCACUGGCUCUCCUUCUUCACCAAAAAGCGAAAAGCGGACAUCAGGACAUGGCAUACUGUCACGACCACCGCCCCUCGCCAUUACCGAAGUGAAGCCCACGUCGACUUUGAUGGCCAGUCCAGUGUCCAUCAAAAAACCAGGGCCUGUGGUCAAUACUCGCAACUUGAAUCCGACCAUCGAUCAUUCACAACCUAAUUCAGCCUUGAGCCAUGCCACAACAGAGACAUCAGGCAAAAUGCCCUCCCCUCCGCAGCCAUUGGCAAAUGACCAUGUCACUCCAAGAUCACCUCCCACUACCACGCCAUCCCCUUUGGCUACGUCCGAACCGAUCCAUCACCACCACCAUGCAAAGCAACCGUCUCAUCGACAGCCUAUUGAACCUCCUACUAACCAAUAUAUAUACGCUUCUAAUGAUGAAGAUGUUGACCUUGGUAUUCGACCACCUCCAUGGGGAGUCCUAGACGCUUCCCAAAAAAAUGACCCUAAUCAACCCGCCAACCUUGCAUCUUCCUAUCCUGAAAAUUCACCCUUUUUAUCCCGGGCAGCCGCCUCCAUGAUGACAUUUGAUUCUCCACUGCCGAACCAUCGGAGCACACCUUCACCGUCGAAAUUGGAUGCACCUCAGUCGUCCAAAAGUCCAUCGCUUGCAUCCAAAAUGAAAUUUGCCUUUAACAAAUCACCAGGUGCGGGGGUGCCAGAGAAGGCAAGAACAGCAGACACCAUGCCCAAACCCAGUAAAUCAGAGACAGAUUCCCGCGCAGCGGCUCGAAGUGCUACAGACCCUUCGGCCAUGCCUAUUCACCAUGUGGAUCGAUUCAAGGAGCGAUCCAACAGUCGAUUUUCGCUGUCCAUAUUCAAACGGGAUAAGGAAGGGAAGAAGCAUCGAGAGAAGACCAAGGCUAGUGGAGAACAAGAGAGCAUGCAUGCACCUAGUCUAUUGAGCAACCCUAUAUCUGAUAAUGAGAGUGGCCAUGUUGUUAACCAGCAACCUUCUCAAGCUGGUUCAGUACCUCGUAGCCCUGGUGGUUCACGAGGACCGGAUUCGGCAUUAGGCUUAGGCCCGGUUUCGACCACACCUGAGUGGGCGUCGCCCAAAAUACCAGGCUCAAAUGCUGAACCCGUUCAUAUCUCACAACGAAUGAGUUCACUUGGUAUGGAACAACUACGGCAACGACAAGCAGGUGACUCUCCUCCACAGCCCAACUGGCAGGCGACGUUGGCAGAUGGCACUCCCAUUUUGGAAUAUGUGCAAGCUCAAUGGAGCUAUCAGGCUCGUAUUCCCGAUACAGAAAUAUCUUUCGAAACCAACGAUGUUUUAGCUGUCAUUACCAAACAACAGGACGGAUGGUGGGAGGCCGAAGUUCUUGAUCAGAGACGGCGGCGGCGAGGGCUGGUUCCAAGCAAUUUUAUGAAGGUGUUGAAGUCACUGUAA